Messenger RNA from Diabrotica virgifera virgifera (western corn rootworm), 12364 nucleotides. RefSeq lists its product as uncharacterized. Lineage: Eukaryota; Metazoa; Arthropoda; Insecta; Coleoptera; Chrysomelidae. The transcript is spliced from 5 exons. Bases 220 to 1776 code for a protein of 518 amino acids. The record is from RefSeq and is a predicted model, not a curated record.
CGUUACGCUCUAGUGUAACCACCAGUCGCACUUUUACCUUUCUAUCUAUCAAUGGCCCUUUAAAAUACCGGCAAAAUAACCGUCAAAACAUCUACGCAGUAAUAAAACGUAUUUUUUAUUAAUUUUUGAAUUUUUUUUUAUAUAAAUAUAUUUUUCGGGAAGUGCACAGUGUAAUGUUUUGCGUUUUGGUGAUUGUUUUCUUAGUGAAAAGUGUUAAUUAUGGCUAAAAACCCGAACUUUUAUUUGAACCCGGCUUUUUGCCAACAAAGUGAGUAUCCCAAUAAUUACCCCCCUCGUGUGUUAAGCCCCAAAAGUGUGCGGCAUUCCCCUAUUGGUGCUCAGUGUAUUCCCCAAAAUGUUGAUCAAGCUGGAGGACGGAGUGAUAUCCAGAAUAUCGAGGAAUGUCUGGAGGAACAGGAGUUUUAUGAGGAGGUUCUAGUUGAUGAUAAAGGAUUUAUUACGGAUAAGAAGUUCGUUGUUGUAGCGCAGAAUAACGAAGGGAAGAAGUAUAUACAGAUUCCGCCAAGUGAAGAUCGAUAUGGUAGUAGAUACGGAUUUUCUCAAAGUGAGGAGCGAAAGGGAGCAAGAUAUGCACUACCUACCCCAACAAAACCGAAGCUUACCAGAAGCCAAAGUCAACGAUAUGAAUACAUCCAAAUGCAAGAACAAAAGAUAACCCCGAAGAAGCCUCAGUAUCACGAAGAUGUUGAGGUGUCUCCAGGCCGAGUACAUAGGUAUGCUGUAAUAGAAGCUGAAGAAGAAACUGAAUUAUCUUCUCAAAGUACAAGAUACGCGCUAGUUCCUGUAGACCACUUACCAUCGAUAACAACUACCCAACAACAACUGAUAAAUCAAAACAAAAGUAGAUACGAAUAUAUUCAAGAAGAACAUCAACCAGUGAUAUCUCAAAGUCCAACUCGAUAUGAGUAUAUCCAGACGUCACCUAAAAAACCUCAAGCAAGUUGGACUCAUAUUCAGCAAUCUCCAAGACCAGCAAACCCUACAGCUACCCAAAAACUACACGAAAUUCUUUCUACACCAAAGAAACCAACAAAUCAAGUACUGUCUCCACAAUCUGCAAGAAAACUGAUGCCACCUCCCCUUUCGCCGAUUGCCAAAGAAUUCCAAAGCAAAACAGCACAGAGAAUGAAGAAGCCCGCUCCCAAAGCUCAACAGAAGCUUAACUACACUUUAGCUACGAGACAAGUAGUUCAAGACAAAAGACAUACAGCAAUAGUAGCUCCUAUGUGCUCAAGUCCUAUACAGAGCAUUUACAGCGAAACCACAUACUCAAAAUCCGACUCCUGGUCAAAUUUGAGCAUUAGAAAAGCUCCUGUUAAGGCGACUUUGACUUUUUCUGCUAUUAUGAUGGUUCUUUGUGGAGCAGUUACGUCUGGGUUGAGCUUUUACAUGAUAAAAAUUAUGGACAGACAGUACUUUCUGGAUUUUGGGGUGGUAGCUGGAUUUACUUGUUUGAUAUUAGGAUUGUUAGGAUUUAGAAGUAGGAAUAUAUAUUGGUUGCCGAACAGAAACUAUAUUUCUGGAUACAUUAUUCUCAGCGUCUUCAGCCUCUUAACCUGCAUGGCUUUAUUAGUGCUUCUAGUUAAACAACCAAAACAAGGCACUCCUCUCGCAGAUAUGACAUCGGGCGCAGUGUGUGGUUUUUCUGCGCUCUCGUUAGUUCUCGCCGCAUUGGGAAUCGUGUCAAGUUAUUGUUGUAAAUAUCCUCCUCCGGAUAAUAGGGUUCAACAUUGUGCACAAGGAUUCAGUGUGUGACACACUCCUUCAAACACGUGACUUCCUUCUGUGAAAGACAAUAACCUGUGGAAAGUGUAUGUAUAGAAAGUUGCCUAUUACUCUAUCUAUACAGUUGAAAGAUUUUAUCAAAAAUUACACAUAGUUUCAAAAGUUAUGCAUCACUCAAAAUAUUCGCUAAUAUUAGGGCCAUCGGUACAUAAUUCUCAAAUAUUUUAUGGCUAUCCCUACUUUUUCUGCCUUUACACGGCAAAUUACGUGUAGUAAAAUUCACACUGGUAUGGAUAUAUAAACAUUACUAGAAUGUCAUUCUACUUGACAAUGUCAUCACUAACUUUAAAGAGAUGGCUUUUGAAUGUUCUUGGAUAACUGUUAUUUGUAUAAUUGCAAAUUAUUAUUUCAGUUAAUAAAUGUGAUAAUUUUUUCACUAACUAUGUAUUCAGUGAUUGUAAUAAUUUAUAUGUACAACAAAAACUAAUAUUCAAUCGAGAAAAGAGGAAAAGUGUUAAAGUGAUUUUUUAAUAAUAUAUCUAUUGUUACUAUGGAACGCUUACAAUUUUGAACAUCUUUAACAAAAAAAUACUUGGAUCACAGAAUAUAUCCUGAUGUAUUCUCUGCUUGGAUCUUCCAUAAAUAAUAAACAAUAAAUAACUUUUUAUUAAGUUCACGUCUUAAAUCAAUUAUUUUUUUAUCAAAUACACUCUCAAUAUUAUUUGACAACAACUCAAAAUAUUCCCGAUGCCAUGUUAAAUAUUUAAAACUGUCGCUGUGUCUUGUUAUCAUAUUCUACUAAGUAUUUGACUCAGUGCGUUGUAUGACAAAGAUAGUGAAUGUUCGAUUUGGAAAAUAUCACCACGGGCAUGGUGUCCAUUUUUUUCAAAUCCUGAAAAAACUAAUAAAUAUUUUUAUUGAUAAAAUAGUGAGUAAAUUAUUAUCAAGGGCCGAAAGUCCCUUAGAAUAAAUAAAAAGUUUCUUUUGAAUGAGAUAUUUGAAAUUAAAAGUCGCACAAAAUUUUCUCUUAGUUUUUCAUCCCUGUAAUUUAUUAAAAUAAACAUUUCUAUAUCUAUAUCUAAUAAUAAUAAAUAAUAUCUAUCUAUAAUAUAUCUAUAAUAAAUAAAACUUCUAAGUUUUCAGGGUCUUUCGGCCCUCGGUAAGAACGUAAUCUUUCAUUCUGCGUUUAAAUUUUUCAAAAAUACUUAUUAGUUUUCUCAGGAUUCGAAAAAAUUGAUUCCCCAUUUGAAUAGCAUUGCAGCCGAAAAUACGUAGGUACCCAUCUCCUUAGGUAACUAUUUUCAGAAAAAAAAAACAAUAAAAUCCUUUAUAAAAGGUAUAUAUUUAAAAUCCCUAAAAAGGGCUACAUCACAGAACUAGUUUCUUGGUGGUUAGCAUGUAAAUUUCACGUAAGCACUGAUGAUGAUUGGUCAACCAAUCGAAAUCUAGUUCUGUGAUGUAGCCCUUUUUAGUGAUUUUAAAUAUAUACCUUUUAUAAAGGAUUUUAUUGUUUUUUGUAUUACAUGGUAUACAGCCAACUACAGGAAAACUUUUUCCGUGUGGAUUUUUAUUUUCAGAAACUUCUGUUGUAGAUCAUUUUCAUACAUUGACAGACAGUUUUUGUUUUAACAGAAAUAUUGUUUUUUUAGUAAAUAAAAAAUUAAAAACUAAAAAAAUAUUUUUAAUUAAAAUCUAUUUUAAUAUUGUGUAUUUUAUCAUCGAUGAAAUUCUAUAUUCGAGCCCUAUUACUGCUAACAAGUCGAUCAAUAAUUUCCUGUGGCAGAUUCUCUCAUUCCCGUCUACAGAAGUUUGUAAGUUCAUGAUGGAUUUUAAGAGGACUACUCCGGACAUGAACAGCUCUGGAGAAUAUAUCUGAUGCAGGUUUAAUGCGGUUCAUGUCUGGCGACAUCGCAGGCCACUCCAAAUCGUCGAAUACCUUCUAUCUCAAGAUAAGCAUUAACCGUUUGAAUCUCUUGUAGGCAGGCGUUAUCAUCUAUAAUUGCAAAAUUUUCACCCACAGCUCUUCGCCAUAAUCUCACAUGAGAUUCUAAAAUCCGUGUGAUCUACCUUUGUCCUGUUAGAGUGCCGUCAAUAACCACCAAUUCCGUGCGUCCACUUGCCAUAAUACCUGCCCAAAAUAUAACACUGCCACCAGCAGUAAGAAGUAUGAGAAGCAAUGUUCUAGUUGUGCAGCUCUUCUUAGCUCUCGCCAAACACUGGUCUUGUCUGAAAAAAGCACAAAAUUACAAAACUGUUGAGGGAGCCCACUGGAGGCGAUGUGUUCUUAAGCCCACUGGAGGUGGUGCAAAACAUGUCUAGGUUGUAGCUGAAGAACUGUUAUUGGUCGACGACUCCUCAAACUUGACUCUAAAGCUCUUCCUCUAAUUGUAGCCAGCAAUACUCUGACUCAUGUAGUCAUGUAGCCUGCGUGAAGUCUCUUUUGAGGGCUGGUACAGACAUAGAAGAAUUUCCCCGACUGUAAAUCCUGAUACAUAUAUCUAUUCUGGUGUUCAGUGGUAACUCGGGGUUUACCAAAGCAACCUCUAUAAGGUAUUGAAUUUGUCUCCACAAAACCUAUUAUAUAUUCGCGAAAUACCACUCUGAGAAACACCCACUCUUUUCUCGCCACGAACUGCUGUGGAUAGCCUUCUUCAUUUAAAAUGAUAAUUCCUGCAUGGUCCAACUCAGAAAUUAAAUUACGCUUUCACAUUUUGACAAAUUUUACCAUAAUACAUUUUUCCAAUGUUUACACCUUGGCAAAGCCAGAUCAAUUAAAUGGGUAUUUAAAUACAAUAAAAAUAUACGUUUUAAAUGAAAAAGGCCUAUUAAAUAUGUAACAAGGAUGCGGAUUUUUUAUCAAGUAGCCUAUACUCGUCCACUGCUGAACGUAUGCCUACCGUAAAUUUUCCACCUAUCUCUAUCUUAAGCUUCUUGCAUCCAAUUUGUGCUGAUGCGCUUUAUAUCAUCCGUCCAUUUAGUCGGUAGUCGUCCUCUGCUGCAAAGCAAAAGAUGCGGAGUUAUAAAAGUGUAAAAAUCGUGAAUAUGAGGGGUGAUGCGUAACUUUUGAAACUAUAUUGUAUAAAAGUGCCUUUCAAAUGUAAAGUGACUGUGUUAUAAACUCUCUCCGGAGUCGGAGUUUAAACCCACAAAACAGAAUUCUGUACUGAUGAGUAAAAAGGUCUUCAGUAAAAAACAUAGAGAUAGAGAUUUUAAAUAAGUGUUUUAGUACGUUAAAAAAUCGAUAUAAAGCGAUUGAAUUUCAACGUUUGUUUUGAAACGAUUGAACGCAAGUUUUGAAGUAUUAAAAUAGAGAAGAAAAUUAGUCGAUUAUUUCAUUCAUAGGAGAUUCUGACCAAUAGAAAGAUACAGAAAUAAAAAUUAAGGUGAUUAUUUUUUGAUGAUUUUAACUUCCAAUCGUAUAGUAAGAGUAAGAUAUUUGAUCACGUGUUUAAUUCUGUCCAAUCAGAUUAAAAUUAUACUGAGAAUUAUCUACUGUAGAAAAUUCCCGAUAGAAUUUUUUUCCUAGUUUUGACAACUGUCACAUUUAAGAAAAUAUCCAUAAUAUACGUAUUAAAAAAUAAUCUAACGAAUAUCACACGACAGUAAGAAUAAAUAAGAAAAUAAUGCUUCAUUUUUACUCAAAUAUGUUGUCAUUGGGCAAUAGCCACUCGAGCCCUGCGGGCUCUCGUGUCUAUUGCCAGACAACAAAUUUUCGAAAAACUGUCGCAUUAUUUUCAAUUUAUUCUCACUCUCUUGUGAUAUUAUACCCGAUAAUUUUUGAUAAUAUCCCGUCGUCAAGUAUAUUACGUCAGAUGCCCUUCGUUGCUACAAAAAAAAUACAUUCAGUGACAUUAAUCACAAUUAAUAUUUUAAAAAUUAUAAAAGUAAUGACUUUCAACCGUCAAAUAUUUAUAACCACUGUGUGUUUAAUUAUACUAAUUUGUACUUACAUAAAUAAAUUACAAUAAAAUUUUGGUUUUGAACAGUUUUAUUCAUGAAAUAAUCGCAGCAAAUUGCACUCGAUCUCUAAAAUUAUUGUUGAAUUUUUGCCCUCGUGACAUUUUGACAUAAUUUCACUCCCCUUCGGGUCGUGAAAUUAAAACUGUCAAAGUGUCACUCGGGAAAAAUUCGAUAAUUUUAGAGCUCUUGUGCAAUUACUACUGAUUAUAUUACUUUUCAUGGAUUUGUGUAACGUACUAAAAAACUUUGAACAAAAUCGAUGUUUUUUGACUUAAGACCAUUUUACUUAUCAGUAAAGAUUUUAUAUUUUGCAUUGUACUAUAUAUACAUAUAGGACUUUUCAUCACAAAAUAGUGUCAGCUAUAAUAGAACAAAAUACUGUUCUUCUUCUUUCUCUUUUUACUGGCUUGAUUUCAAGCUUUAUUUUCAAAGUGUCUCAAAUAUCAGAUCAAUUUUUUAUUCGAUUAUUAGUACAUAUUAUCAUACUGAAAAGGAACAAUGAAGCAUAGACUUUAAAUAUUAACAUGCAAUGAACAUAGAGGUACAUAUUAACAUAGAGGGAGCCUGUCUUCCGCGCUUCCUGACGACAAGAUCUCAUGGACUGGUUUGCUGCAUCUCUUUCUAACACAUUGUAUCGAAAAUCUAUGAUGACAUUCAGUGUGAAUAUAGGCACGGAAGAGGAGGACAACUGUAGCAGCUUUACUAUGCGUAAGAGUGAAACAGCACUAAUCCAAAUAAAAAAGAUGGUGUCGUCACUUCGCUCUGAAUGACACUCUCUCUAUGCUAAUAUUAUAACUCUAUGGCAAUGAAGCGGUGUCUCUAUCUCUGACAAGUAAUGAUGCCUAACUUCUCACAGUACGAGAAACAUAGCGGCUGCGCAUGCGCUCGUCACAUGUUGAAAAGCCCAUGUCGGUCCAUUAAUUCAUAAAUUAAAUCAAUCGUUUCAUAAAUUCAUAAAUUUAAUCACAUUUUAAGUCAAAUGUAUGAAGCCGAUCCACGCCGAUCUAUGAAUUAAAAAAUGGCUAAUAUUCCGGUGAGCGUUUUCAAAGUUUUUUUAAUAUAACUUAUUUUUAUAUACCAAAUUUUUUCUAAAACAUACAGAAUGUGUAGAUAUUUAUCUGUUAUAAAACAAUAAACGGAAUAUUUAUUUAAUAAAUUGUCGAGAGUUUCGAUUUAUUUCUUCUUCUUUGAGAUUUCAAAUCUGCCAUGUAUCUAUUGUUAACUAUUAGUUUCAUUAAUAUGAAUAUACUGUUAUGACAUAAUUUAAAAACUGGAAAAUUUAUUAAAUUCUAAUUAUCACAUUUUGCACUGAGCAUAGGCGCAAAAUUUCGAGCCAAUGCUUUUUAUAUGCAUUAAUUUUUUUCGAAUACGGAGAAAAGUAUUUUUGAAAAAUUUUAACGAAGAAUGAAAGAUUACAUUAUUACCGAGUAGAGUUUCACAAGUUUGACUUGAAUGUCUGAACUUGAAUUUGACUUAAUUUCAAGUCAAACUCAAGUCAAUCCUUCUAACAAAUAAUUCAAGUCAAGUCAAACUGGUCAAUCGUACAGGUUUCAAAAUUCAAGCUGUUUGUCAAACUAGUUUGAAAGAGUUUGAAAAAUAAUGUAUUUAGUAGAUAUACUUUUUUGUCGAGAUUGAUAUAUUAGUUGCCAAUUAAGAUAAGAAAAUUAAUAAUACAAUGAGUGCCACAUAAAAGUAUCUUGAUACAGGAAGCUAUUAUAAUCAAAAUAGGGUAAAUUUUUUGAAAAUGAUUCCUGUAUGCUUAGACUUUCUUGCUGGCAAGUUUCGUUUUAUCGAUAUAACUUUUUUAUAUUUGAGUGUUACUAGAUUAAAACAAAAGAAUUCGUUGGAUAGUUUUUUAUCAUACUAAAUGUAAUUUAAUCUACUUUGGACUCUUCCAAGUAUUACCUAACGCAAGUUGGGGGUAGGGGGGUCAUGUAGAACGUUACGGCGCGUUAUACGGGUGGCAGGGGGGUUCGAACAGCGCGUUACGUAACAUUGUUUUUAACUUAAAUAAAAAAACUACGGAAUCAAAAUCUCCCAACUUUUCAAUUUUGGUUUAUAUUUUACAUAGAAUCCUUGGAUUGUAUUAUAUUGUUCCCUCACGCUCCGCUCAUAUUACAAUAGGACAAUAGUAUUCAAGUGAAAAAAUCUUAAAAUUUGUAUUCACCAAAUCAAGCACAGUGACACGUGUUUGCAAUAAAUAGCUGGACCUUUCUUCACAACAAAAGAUGAAAAGAUACCCUUGGGAUAAAGAGGUUGUAAGAGCUUCAAAAAUUGCGUUACGUAAUACUUGAACGGCCCCUUUAACAGAAAUGUAUGAAGGAAAAACAAAAUAUUAUAUUUUUGAUAGAGUAGGUUUAAUGAUUUAUUUGCGACUUUGCAAUGUCGUCUUAAAGAAUAAGUUCACUAUUUGUCAUUUUAUAACGUUGUUCUUUAUUUUUACAUAAUACAAGUAUGCACUUCAUUGUUUUGAAAUCACCUGCCGCAAUAUCAAAUAAAUCAGUAUACAUAUUUAUUUUUCUUAAUUAAUUCUGCUUCGACUACAGAUUUUUUUUCUCUUAAUUUUUGCAGUGGUAGAGAACUGAUACCUUCAACAUCAGACUCAAUUUGAUGUGGUACUUAUUCUGAGCCGAAAAAUAUUCAGGUUUAGAUCUUAUUUCACAAAGCACACACUUCAAAACGAACGUAAUAAACAAGCCAAGCAUAUACUUCUUAAUAUGAACUACAAACUAAUUUGCGGAGUAGCAGAAUACAGAUUCAGACUUAUCCAAAUAAGUCAAAACAAAAGUCGGUACGCUCUCAAUUAGAAUUGGAAAUAAACACGUUGCAUUGCGCAAUAUGAUAUUGAAACUUCAAACUGUUUGAAGAAGUUUGAUUUCAAGUCAAACCUAAAGAUAUCAAAAUCAAGUCAAGUCAAACUUUUUUACAAAAAAGUUUGGUUUUCAAGUUAAGUCAAGUUUGUUGAAUAAAAUCAAACUAGUUUGAUUUGAUGCAUCUCUAUUACCGAGUUCCGAAAGUCGCUGAAAACUUCUAUAAUGUUUAUUUUAAUAAGUUACAGGGGUGAAAAAAAAAGACUUUCGGUCCUCGGUAAUAAUGUAAUCUUUCAUUCUGCGUUUAAAUUUUUCAAAAAUAUUUAUUAGUUUUCUCAGGACUCGAAAAAAAAAUGAAUGCAUUUUAAAAAGUAUUUGUCCGAAAUUUUGCCCCUACGCUCUUAAAAUUCAGAUCUGCUUUGAGCCACAUACUGAAUAUUACCGUUACAAAAAUAAACAGAUUGAUAGAGGAUGAUGAGAUACAGGAUACAGGUUACCCAUGUUAACACAAAAAAUUGAGAAAACAAGAACAAGAAAUGAAAGACAAGAAUGUUGAAAUGUAAAACAAAUACAUGUAACAUGAAUAUUAACGUGAGUGUAAAAGUUUCUUAUCUUCUCAUUUUUUAUAGCUGUAUAGGUGUAAAUUGUAUAAUAUAUGAAAAUAUUUUUAUUUUGUAGUGAUUUAAUUAUUUUUGUAAGCGUUCUUUGAUCUUUAUAGUUUAUGUUAAAUUUGGCAUCAGUAGUCAAUUAACCCUUUCGCUGCUGAAUGCUAAAAAAAUUGUUGUGCCAUCAGUGUGCAAGAAGUUAUCAUGCGCGAAUAUAUCCGCCUUGAGCAGUACAAAACAAAUUUUGAAAAGGGUACCUAAUUGGCUCCCAAACUGUUCCAGACGUAUUUAACCCCAAACGAUAAAAAAUUCAGAAGAUGAAAAAUAAUAUUUCUUCUACGUUUUAUAUUAAAGAAACACAUAAUUAAGAAUUUUAUUUUUCUGUACUAAUUUUACAGAAUUUUUUCUGUACCUACUAAUUAUUCGGGCCAUUCUAAUAUGAAAGGUGUGUUGCUAAGUGCUGCUAGACUGUGUGCACAGUAAAAGGGCUAGGAGAGUUCUAGCUAUUUCUCCAUGUAAAAUCCCAUAAGAAAUCGCUAAGGUCCAUUCUGGUCAUUUUUGACUCUUUUGUCACGUCGCAGCAGAGGGUAGCAGAGGGCAACAGAGGGUAGCAGAGGAUAACAGAGGCCAGCAGAGGGUAGCAGAGAGAUCACAGUAGAGGGUAGCAGAGUGAUGCUGUGGGUAACGUUGGACGCUCUGCUACCCUCUGCUGGCCUCUGUUACCCUCUGCUAUCCUCUGUUGCCCUCUGCUACCCUCUGCUGCGACGUGACAAAAAGAGUCAAAAAUUACCAGAAUGGACCUUAGCGAUUUCUUAUGGGAUUUUACAUGGAGAAAUAGCUAGAACUCUCCUAGCCCUUUUACAGUGUACUCUGUUGCAAAUAAAACAUAUUAUAUCUUAUUGAUUCAAAGUCUACGUUAUGAAACCAGUUUAAAAAACUAUCAGCCUUUUAUCUGUCUUCGAAUCAUCACUGUCAAUAUCACUGCUUACCUGUUUCAUUACUUUUCAGGCAUUUUUUGAUCUCAGGAGAAGCUUUUCAAACAAUAUGUUUCUAUUUAAUAUGAAUACAGUACAACCUGCCAUAUCCGGACCUGUCAUAUCCGGACCUCCCCAUAUCGUCCGGAUCUACCGAAAUCUACCGAGAACGGCAGUCCUGCUGUUGGACAACGCACUAAAGGAAGAUCUAAAAGAAGGCGAAGUAAUGUAUUAUAGAAUCUAUAAAACGUGUCUAUUGACGAAAGAUAUUGACGGCGUUGAUUACUGGAAUGUAUGAAGGAGAAAACAUUUUAGAGACUGUAAAAAAAGUAGUGGUCUUGAUAUCCGGAUUUUGUCAUAUCCGGAUCGGUCUGUCGCCACAUUGAUCCGGAUAUGGCAGGUUUGACUGUACUUUAAAAAAGUUAGAAGUAUAAUGCUUUAUUUUACCGCCUAAAUAACCUUCUUCUGUUAGUUUUUGUCGUAUACAACAAUUUUUGUAUACGACUCACGCACUGAGAGCACGAAAAAACUUUGCGAAUAUAUCAGUAUUUCACAGCGAAAGGAUUAAUUUAACGUCCUGAUGACUUUCGCGAUAUUUAAGUUUUACUCAACGUUUAAUUACCAUUUUAACUUCUUUUGGACUACAACCGGAAAGAUAAAUUUUGGAUACAGUUACACAAGUAGUCAAUAUACCUAGGAACGAAAAUAAGUCUCUCCAAUUGUACUCCUCUUAGCAGAUGAAACGUUGAUUAAAACUAUCUAAUAACGCGAUCGCUCUAAAGCAGCAGUUCCCAACCUGUGGUACAUGUACUACUGGUGGUACAUAUCAUUAUUUUGCGGAGGUACGCAAAACGCAAGAGCAUAAAAAACUUGUCAAAAUCAGCACCGCAAUAAUAAAUAACAAAGGAGGAAAUUUUGAUUUCCCUUCUCUUACAAAACGCGCUUUAGAAUACUUGAUACCUUUUCGACAACACACCUGUGCAAAAAUAGAUUUUCCCCAAUGACAAAUAUUAAGAACAUCAGAAACAAACUGAAUGUAGGAUCUAAUCUUCGAGUUUAUCUAGGUAACACCGAAUGUGGAAAUAUUCAAGCACAACCUUCUCACCUUCUCACUAAUUAGUUUGUUUUUCUAACUAGGUACCUAGGUAUAUAAAACCUAAAAAUAUAACCAAAACAAAAUUUUACUCUUGUUGAAUUUUUUAUCCAUUCUUUAAUAUUACAGCAUAAAAAUUUUACAGUUGCUUAGACUUUCUAGCUAAAUAGAUACCUAUUUCAGUUAGGUGGUACCAAAAAUCAUUUUGUGGUACAUGAAUCAAAAAGGUUGAGAACCACUGGUCUAAAGUAUUAUAACACAUGCUACACCCUGAUAACUCUUGUAUUUUGUUAAUUUCUAUGUAUAUGGAUUAUAUUUAAUCAUAAUAAAAAGCAGUGUAUACUUUCCAAAGAAUAAAUAUUUAUAGUAUAUAAUUCUCAUUUGACAACAUUUUUUAGUUUUGUAAAAAAUAUAUAAAAAUAACCUGUUAUACAUUAUUUAUUAAGAUUAUUUUAAAACUUUGUAAAAUUUUAAUGCUGAAACGUUGUAAAUAAAUUUUUUUAAUAUAAUGUUGAUUUACUGAAAACUAAAACUAUUUAGCAUUUCACCCUACUGAUGACUCGUCAUUGCAAUAGUAAUUUUGUUCAGUAUGAGAAGAACCGCAAGUUCCUAUAUUUGGUUGAUACACUUACUCGAUUGGGUAAUGAUGCGCAUCCACUGUACACCUCUAAGCCAUGGAUUAUAUCUGCACACCUCUAAGACAAUAGUCUGUCUAAUCACAGGUGGUAACAAUAGCUCUGGGAAUUUCGAUGUUUGUUGACCAGUCCGUUAAAACCGUUCUAGUAAACUUUGAAAAGUUUCUCUUCUUGGUUGUCGUCUAUCAGUGUCGUCUCAAAAACCAUAUUAAUAAAUUUCUCUUUAGAAAAAUUCAUGUAUAAUAGCAACAAAACAACUGAAACUGGAACUAGAAAAAUAGUCUAAUGUCAAAUUAUUAAGCAAAUUUAGAGUCAAAGUCAUAGCCAACCAAGUACAAUAUCGUGAUUUUAUUAUUAUUUUACAUACCAACCAUAUUAACUACUUAUGUAGGAAAAAUGAAAGAUUACCCAUGAACAAACAUAUAAAACAGGAUGUAUUUUCCUGUCACCGUGUCACAAAAAAAAUUGACCAGCGCAAGUACAUGCAAUAAUUACAUAAACUGUUCUUAUAAUACUGCUACUGGUUCAUUACUUUCUGGAA